Molecule: messenger RNA, 1348 nt
Organism: Cornus florida
Lineage: Eukaryota; Viridiplantae; Streptophyta; Magnoliopsida; Cornales; Cornaceae
Product: protein ABCI12, chloroplastic
Exons: 7
Coding region: 40-1194 (384 amino acids)
Cellular component (GO): chloroplast
Source: RefSeq, a predicted model, not a curated record
UCUAGCUAGAAAUCAAACUGUUCCCACAAUUUGGCACCCAUGUAUUGCAUUCUUCUACAAACCCACCCAACGGUCACUUUCCCUGCUCUCUCUUCUCACCACAGUUUCAAAACCCUUACACCCUCAUUGUUCAAACAAUUCACCCCAAACCACUCAAACCCUAGUCCAACCCUCUCUCUGAGCCAAACCCUAAGACCCCAGAUCAGAUGUGUAGCGGACAGUGAUGGUGGUACUGGAAACUGGGACAAAUGGUUACCCAGAAAUAUUAUUGCAGCUGAUAAAGUUCUGAGAUUGAUAUCCGGUGCGACCUCCAGUCCCAUUUGCCAGUAUAUCUCUUCCCCAACCACGUUCUUGCAUUCUGUGGACCCCAGAAUCAAAUUGGCAUGGCUCCUGGCUCUUGUUAUUUUACCAGCAAGGUCACAUAUUAUAAUGCGCUUUGGAUUAGUCAUAUAUAUGUCUCUAUUAUCCGUAUGGGUUCUCCCAAAACAUGUGUGGAUGGAUCAAUUGGGAAGAGUAUCACUGCUCUCGGGGAUUUUAUUUAUAAUGUUGGGGCUGGGUACAGAUGGUGUACCUCCCCUUGUCCAGCAAAGAACUCCACCACCUUCAGUUAUAGGUUUGACAAAUCUUCCGGCAUCUUUGGGAGGUUAUUCAUAUGUAAUUAUGAAGUUUGGACCUCUACAGCUUACAAGGAAGGGCUUGUCUGUAGCAAGCACAUCUGCAUGUUUAACUUUCACAAUCUUCCAAAGCGCAAGCCUUUGCAUGACCACCACAACCCCAGAGCAACUUGCACAUGCUUUGCAAUGGUUUGUGCUCCCCUUGAAAAAAUUUGGUGUUCCAGUGGGUGAAGUUAUCCUUACUCUCCUACUUUCACUGAGGUUCAUCAAUCUGGUGUUUGAUGAGGUCCGUAAUGUUGCACUGGGGAUUAUAUCUCGUAGGAUAAAUUGGCGACAGUUGACCAUUAUGGAGACAAUCGAUGUUUUCUUUACAUACAUUCGUCGGGUAUUCAAGAAUAUAUUUAGCCACGCAGAGCAGGUUUCUCAGGCAAUGAUUGUUAGAGGUUUUCGAGGUGACUGCAACACUCACAAGAUUUACUUCCCAUCAGACUCAUGUAUUGGGAUUGCAGAUAUUUUUUCCUUGUUGUGCCUUGGUGGUCUAAUAGGUGCUGCUGCUUUGUCCGAGAACUUUUUUGUCUGAUGCUCAUACUGAUUCUUGGUUCAGGAAUUCUUUCAUCUUGUAUCAUAAUCCAGUAAGAGUAUUAGUUUCCUCUUUACUGAGCUUUACUUCUCCCUUGAUUUGAUGUGGCUUGUUGAAUCUAUAACAUUCAACCUUAAUAUUUUUAUUGAGUACC